GUCCUUCGUCGUCCGCGAACAUCCGCGGUCCACCUGGAUCGACCUGGAAAAGGGAUUUUGAAACGCACCUUUCCCGAAGCACCAUGCAAUUUGUGUCGGUUCCGUUGAAAAGUUUAUUUUAGAGUCAAUCUACAUUCCAUACGCCAACAUCGCAACCACCGUGUCCCACCGUUUAACCGACGCGCACAACAUGACAGACACGCGAAAGUUUAUUAUCGCUGCGGUAGGCAUUUUCGUGUGCUACUUUUACUUCGCCAUCCUCCAGGAAAAGAUCACCCGAGGACGGUACGGGGAUGAGCUGCAGGACGAUGGAUCCAAGGGGGAACGGUUCACCUACAUGCUGGCGCUCGUCGGCGUGCAGUGCAUCUGCAAUAUGGUGUUUGCUAAAGUGUUGCUGUUAGCGAAACCACAGCCCGUGGACAACACACCGAAAACGUACUACGCUAGUAGUGCCCUCACGUACCUGUUGGCGAUGAUCAGCUCGAAUAUGGCCCUGCGAUGGGUGGCCUACCCGAUGCAGGUCGUUGCCAAGUCAGCGAAACCGAUUCCCGUUAUGCUGCUCGGUGUGUUGGUGGGGCGCAAGAGUUACUCGAUACAAAAGUACCUGUUUGUGCUGCUGAUCGUCAUCGGAGUGGUGCUGUUUAUGUUCAAGGACGGCAAACCGAACAGUGGGUCGGCACUAGAGCACGAGGGGCUGGGUCAGUUGUUGCUGAUUUUAAGCCUCUCGAUGGACGGGCUGACCGGUGCAAUACAGGAGCGCAUGAGAGCACACAGUGCUCCGUCCGCCCAGUACAUGAUGCUUGCGAUGAACAGUUGGAGUUCGCUGUUUGUGUCCUUCGGUUUGUUGCUGAGCGGCGAAGGCAAAGAGUUUAUCCUGUUUGCUUCUCGCCAUCCGCAGCUUUUUACGCACCUUUCACUGCUCGCAGUGACCGGGGCGCUCGGCCAGCUGUUCAUCUUCAUGAUGGUGUCCUCGUUCGGUGCCCUGGCCUGUUCCGUGGUGACGACGACGCGCAAAUUCUUUACCGUACUGUUUUCCGUACUGUUUUUCGGCAAUACCCUAUCCGGUCGCCAGUGGGUAGGCGCCGUGCUAGUCUUUGCCGGGCUGUUUGCCGACAUGUUCUACGGUAAGAAGCCUCCGAGCAAAGCUCCGGUAUCAAAGGCUAAAAGUAAAAGUGAAACGGAAGAGCUGAUUCGCUAACGCUGCUAACCAACCAACUGUCGAGCGCGGACUUUGAAGUGUGGAUUAUUUUUUUAUGUUCCUUUUCAACUACACAUCCACUUUGCAGCGCUUAAAGAUGCUCCCUCCAGUAAUGCCUGUGGCGCCGUAACAGUUCAACCGGAAGAUAGUGGCAAUCCAGAAGAGAAUAAAGAUCUAAAAUCUAGCGAUUCAUUAUAAA
Messenger RNA from Anopheles aquasalis, 1397 nucleotides. It is a transcript of the gene meigo, whose product is annotated as Solute carrier family 35 member B1 homolog meigo. Gene Ontology annotation, biological process: UDP-galactose transmembrane transport. Lineage: Eukaryota; Metazoa; Arthropoda; Insecta; Diptera; Culicidae. Gene Ontology annotation, molecular function: UDP-galactose transmembrane transporter activity; UDP-glucose transmembrane transporter activity. The record is from RefSeq and is a predicted model, not a curated record. Gene Ontology annotation, cellular component: Golgi membrane; endoplasmic reticulum membrane.